GAACCGCUAUUGUACUGAAUGUGAAACGUGCUGCAGUUGUAUGUUCAAUAUUCAUAUGUAGCAUUCGCUGAUAAUAAAGCACACAAGCUUAAAAAGCCACAAAAAAUGACUGUGUCGUUCCCUCAACAUAAAUCGAGACCACGACUUGACAUCACGUGACCGGAAAUGGUCUCCCUGCUGAAUCCAAAACGGUCCGUGGCUUCUCUUGUAAAACAGAAUUUUGUUCGCUGUCAAGUCUAAAAAACAGAUCACUGCAGAACUAAAACGAUUGUUUAAUUGCAAGCAUGAGUUGAAGAUUAAAAGAUGGGGCGUUUUCUAACCGGAAGAAGUUUAGAGUUGCAGUCUUUUGGGCGUACGAAUCUUAAAAUAAGAUGCCACGGAAAGAUCCUUGUCAAAAACAGGCUUGUGCCAUACAGAAAUGUUUACAAGCCAACAAAUACAUCGAAAGUCUUUGUGAGGAUGUGAUUCAAGCCAUGAGGAAGUGUUGUGAAGUCCACGCUGGAGAAAACUCUGUCUGCUGCUCUGGAUUUACCAAGGAACACAAAUCUACAGACACAAAGACAACCCUUUAAUAGAAAGCUAUACAGUAUGCACUGCAAGAGAUCAGAGACUUUCAAGGACAUGUGGAAUACAUAUUCAUCGUCUCUUGUAACUUUCAUUAAAUCAAGCUGUCACUAUUUAUUCAACAGUUUAUAGUGAGAAUAUUAUGCAUUCAACAUCUAGUGUCCAUCAUAGUGACCUGCUUUUUUUGUAUGUUCAAAACACAAAGGCCUUGUAGGGACAGCCUUAUGAAACGCAGAUUACAAAAUGAGAAAAGAAACUGGAAUAUUCUAUCAUGAUGUGCUGAGCAUUAGCUGCAAUUUAGGGAAAUGGAUUAGAUGUAUUGUAUAAAUAUCAAUACAACAAUCAAAACAAAGAUGAGACAAAAAGGCAAACCAGAAUUGUUUAAAACCGGAUUGUCUAUUUACUUUGAACAUUUCUGUCAUUAUCGGAUAACUUUUAUUGACCCCUUGGUCUUUGAAGUAAUGUCCAGAUUUAUUACAGAAAUAGCUUUGAGCAUCGAGUUUUAAAUGCACUUAGCUUAGUCAGCAUGACAUACAACUUACAAGGUCAGAUAUGGGUUUUUAAAGGGCCAAUUUCAAAUGUUUCAACUAUUUACAUGUUUAAAUAAGCUCACUUUUUAAGUCUUGUGUCAAAAAUAGUUUGUGCCAAAAUAAUAUAGCAAAAUGUUCAAGUACAAACUAAAAACAAUCCAAAAACUGAAACCAUACAUUCUAGCAUCGAUAUAUGUUUUCUAUCUAUAUGAACACAUCCUAAGAAUCAAAUCUUGAUCUAAAAAAAAGGAGUGCUGAGUUAAAUACAAGCUGCAAUAUCACACAAAAGCUGUAAUCUGAUGUUUGAUGACAUCCUCGGAGUAUAAGACGUUACAAUGAGAGAUCCUAUGAAGCUAGACCAAGCAGAAAUCCACCAGCAAAGCCUCCUGUGAGAACAAUGUUUUUCUUGACAAAUACUUGCACCUGCGUGGAGAGAGAGAACAUUUAAAUGAAUUCAACACAACGGCACGGCCUCUGUUUAAAAUCAAUGACAAUAGGCAACAGCACACUUUUCAUUCCAGUGAUUUCCAUUCAUACACAUGAGAAUCCAGGAGACAGGAAACGCAAGCUUUCACUUUGCCCCAAAAUUUUAAUUUGGUGAACUUAAACAGGACAGAAAAGAAAAGUUACCUCUCAUCAGCCUCACUUCUCUCUGAUGUGUGUGUGUGUUUGUGUGUGUGUGUGUGUGUUGCAAGUUGAGAGUGUGACUGGCAGUCGAGGAGAAAAAGAUGCACAUACUAUAUUCUCCAUUCGGUUGCUUUUUUUUUUUCUCAAUACUAUAAAUAAGCAAAUGUACACAGUAUGAUAACUAUCUACUGGCCAUGAUAUGCCAUAAGUGUGAUAUACCCUAUCUGAGAUACAAUGAGUGUGUGUUUUGAGCACACGAGGAAACAGAGUAUUACAAUUACAUAA
This is a messenger RNA of Sinocyclocheilus anshuiensis, 2006 nucleotides long. RefSeq names its product C-x(9)-C motif containing 4 homolog (S. cerevisiae) (gene cmc4). The record is from RefSeq and is a predicted model, not a curated record. Lineage: Eukaryota; Metazoa; Chordata; Actinopteri; Cypriniformes; Cyprinidae. Gene Ontology annotation, cellular component: mitochondrial intermembrane space. The transcript has 3 exons. Bases 372 to 572 code for a protein of 66 amino acids.